AUGUCUAGAAGACCGCCCAAUCCCGCCGCCGAGAGAGCGGCCCAAAACCAGCAGACCAUCAAGAGCCUCUUGAAACUGGAGUGCAACAAAGUAUGCUCCGAUUGCAAAAAGAACAAGCACCCGCGAUGGGCCAGCUGGAACCUCGGUGUCUUUAUCUGCAUCCGGUGUUCAGGCAUUCACCGUGGCAUGGGUACGCACAUUAGCAGAGUCAAGUCUGUCGAUCUCGACUCCUGGACCGACGAGCAGCUCCGAAGCAUCCUCAGCUGGGGCAAUGCGCGCGCGAACAAAUAUUGGGAGGCCAAGCUGGCGCCCGGCCACGUUCCCUCGGAAUCCAAGAUUGAGAACUUUAUCCGCACCAAGUACGAGCUCAAGAGGUGGACAAUGGACGGCCCCAUUCCCGACCCCGCCAGCCUCGACGUAGACGGUGACGACGAUGUACCCUUGAGCCUGGUUAAGGAGAAGCAGAAUGUCGAGCGCAGAGAAUCGGUUCGCAAGAGUUCGGUCGGCAAGUCCGCCGCGCCCCCAAGAAACGUCGCUGCCCCGCAGCCGCAAAUCGAUCUUAUCGGCGGCGAUGAUCCCAUCCCCAGAGCGAGCACCGCCGGCCCCCAGCCCGGCAAGGUACCCCCGAAAUCCGAUCCCGCUCCUCCCAAGGCCACGAGCACCAAGGAUUCUCUCCUGGGCUUGGACUUCUUUGGCGAGCCCGCCGCCCCCCCUCGGCCAGCCAGCACCAGCAACACCGGUGGAAUGGGAGGCCCCUCCAGGCCAGACCUCAAGCAGUCCAUUCUGUCCCUGUACGCCUCUGCCCCGCGACCGCAACCCCAGCAGCAGCAACAAGCGCCCCAGGCUCAAGGCGGCGCAUUCGGCGGCAUGCCCUCGCCCACCUUUGGUCAUCAGCAGCAGCAGUCCUUUGGAGGCAUGAAUGACGCUUUCAGCAGCCUCAGCUUCUCCAACAACACCACCAGCCCCAAGCCUGCCGCGGCAGACCCGUUCGCGAGCCUGUCAAGCCCGGUGAGCAGCAUGAGAUCACCACCGCCUGCAUCGUCAUCAAGCGCUUUUGGAGGUCUCAGCGGCGGAAGCUUCUUCGACUCCAAGCCCGCAGCGGCACCCGCGCCCGCUGCGCACCAGAAGCAGCCGUCCAACAGCGGCUUCGGCGGAUUUGGCUGGUCCAGCUCCCCUGCCCCGGCUGCAGCCCAGCCCAAGCCCGCUCAGCCGACGUCUUCCAUGGGAGACCUGUUCGACCUCUCCGCUCCUUCCCAACCCGCCGCCGCCCCGAGCAAACCCUCUCCCGCUCCCGCAUCCAGCUCCGUGUUCAACCUCUCUCAACCCAAGGCACCUUCCCCCGCCCCCACACCUGCUGCCACCAGCACAAUCAGCUCAGGAAACUGGUCUGGAUCCGACGUCUGGGGCUCCAACGCCUGGAGCACGCCCGACGCGACCACGGCUGCCGCUGCACCCGCGGCCGCGGAAGCGCCCAAGCCCUCCCUCGGAGGCGACUUUGGCGGAUGGGGCUCCUCUGGAGGCCUCUCCUCCAACUCAUUCGCCAACACACCAAUCGUUCCCGGAGCGUCUGGCGGCUUCAGCGCCGCACCCAAGGUUGCGGCGGACGAGGAGUUUGGUGGAUGGACGAGCAGCACCGAGCCCGCCGCCGGCUCUGGUUCAUCAAAGCCUAUCGGAGGCGGCAGCGAGGACCUCUUCUCCAAUGUUUGGCAGUAA
This is a messenger RNA of Colletotrichum lupini, 1713 nucleotides long. RefSeq lists its product as uncharacterized. Gene Ontology annotation, biological process: endoplasmic reticulum to Golgi vesicle-mediated transport; intra-Golgi vesicle-mediated transport; endocytosis. Bases 1 to 1713 code for a protein of 570 amino acids. Gene Ontology annotation, cellular component: Golgi apparatus. Gene Ontology annotation, molecular function: metal ion binding; GTPase activator activity. NCBI's taxonomy places the organism in Eukaryota, Fungi, Ascomycota, Sordariomycetes, Glomerellales, Glomerellaceae. The transcript has 2 exons. The record is from RefSeq and is a predicted model, not a curated record.